GGUGUCAGAGUUGGCGGUCCUCUCCAAUAGACACGACCUUUGUGUGUUCCAUGAGGAUAGGGUGGUUUUGAGGUUAGAUCCCUCGUUUAUUCCUAAGAUAAACUCCUGGUUUCACCGGGCAGAAGAAGUUGUUUUGCUAAAUUUCUGCCCAGGACCACAACAUGAGUUAGAGCACAGAUGGCAUAAGUUGGAUGUAAGGUGGGCCCUUAAGAUCUACAUCAAGAGGACUGCUGAAUUUAGGAGAUCAGAGGCUAUGUUUGUGUCAUUUCAUCCUACCUCCUUGGGGACCAAGGUAGCUCCUUCUACAAUUGGGAGGUGGAUUUGGACUUGCAUCUCCAAGGCCUACCAAGCUUUGUCCUUGCCACUUCCUAGGAACAUCACGGCUCACUCCACUAGGAGUGCGGCUACUUCGGCUGCCUGGUCUUCUCAGGCUUCACUGGAGAUUUGCAGGGCUGUCUCUUGUCGUUUAUACAACAUUAUAAGUUGGACUCCUUUGCUUCGGCGGACACCUCGUUCGGAAGGAGGGUGCUUCAACAGGUAGUACCACAGUCGGAAUGACCUACCCAGAUGUUAACCCUCCCAUGGGCAUGCAGGCUUUGGAAACCAUGUUCUGGAAAUUUGAUCUCCACACAACUUCUCAUAUUGAUACACUUUUGGAGCGUGGGAAUGUGACCCUUUUUGAACUUUUGGAUGAGGAAGAUGUAUUGCAGGAAUGCAAGGUGGUCAAUCGAAAGCUUAUAGAUUUCCUGGUACAACCAGAACAUAUGGAAGCUCUAGUCACUUGUGUGACUGAGGAGCCCCCUGGGGAUGUGGAUGAAAGAGUGCGCUACAAAUAUCCAAGUGUUUCUUGUGAGAUCUUGACUUCCGACGUCACACAGAUAAAUGAUGCGCUGGGUGAGGAUGAAUCUCUUCUGCGACGUCUCUAUGGCUUCCUUCAGAGUGAUGGAAUCCUCAACCCUUUGUUGGCCAGCUUCUUCAGCAAGGUUAUGGGGAUUCUUAUCAACCGUAAAACUGAUCAGAUAGUUGCCUUCUUGCGUAAGAAGGAUGACUUUGUCAACCUGCUGCUACAUCACAUUGGUACCUCAGCCAUCAUGGACCUCCUGCUGCGACUCCUAACCUGUGUGGAACAAUCACAGCUUAGGCAAGAUGUAUUCAAUUGGCUUAAUGAGGAGAAAAUUGUGCAGAGGCUCAUUGGGAUGAUCCACCCUUCAAAGGAUGACAAUCAACAUUCCAAUGCUUCACAGUCUUUGUGUGACAUUAUCCGGCUGAGCCGUGAACAGAUGAUCCAAAUCCAGGAUAGUCCUGAGCCGGACCAGUUACUGGCCACACUUGAGAAACAGGAGACAAUUGAGCAGCUGCUAAGCAAUAUGCUGGAUGGAGAACAGAGCGAAUCUGUCAUAGUCAAUGGGAUCCAAGUCUUGCUGACCCUGCUGGAACCACGAAGACCCAGGAGCGAGUUGGGUGGCAUAGGGGGCUUUUAUUGCAAUAUGGAGGGGCAGAUGGAGAUGACUACUCCCAACUGUGAAGUGGCUUCCAGCCAGGCCAGUUUGGGCACUCUGCAUGCCAUCAAACAGCGUCUCAGGGAGCUUCACCGGCUGCUCCUCGAUCCACCAAAGAAAGAAGCCCUGCAGACUACCUGGGGGGUCCUGGACCCUCCUUUAGGAAACACUCGUCUGCAUGUAGUGAAGCUGCUGGCCAGCUCAUUGGGUACAAGCAACACAGCACUGCGGGAUGAGAUCAUUGAACUUGGGGCCAUUGACACUAUGUUGGAUCUCUAUUUCAAGUAUAUCUACAACAACUUCUUGCACGCCCAGAUAGAGGCCUGUCUUAGCAACAUUUUCAACCCGCUUGUUGGAGACGAAACAAUAGAGAACCACUCAGAGCCCCACCCAGAGACUCCAGUCAUCCAACAUUUGCUGCAGAAAUGUCGCUUAAUCCAAAGAAUUUUAUCUGCCUGGGAGGAGAAUGAGCAGUCUCAAUUGGAUGGGGGAAGACGCAAGGGCUACAUGGGGCACCUCACUCGGAUUGCCAACGCCUUAGCUCAAGGCUCUGAGAAGUGGCCUCACUCAAAUCUCAUCAAGCAGCUCUUAAAAGAGAUGCCUGAAGAAGACCAAGAACAAUGGGAAAAAUUUGUCUCGGGACCUUUAUCAGAAACCAAUAAGAAGAACACUGUGGAUCUAGUUAACAUGCACAAUCUCCACUCAUCAAGCGAUGAUGAUGAGAACGAUCUCAAGGAGUUCAGCUUCCCUCAGGAGGCUGUCCUGCAGCAGGCUUUCGUAGGUUACCAAAUGCAACAGAUGACUUCAUUCAUUGACCACUUUGGUUUUCAUGACGAAGAAUUUGGCGAGCAGGAAGAGAAUGUCAAUGCUCCCUUUGACAAAACAGCCAACAUCACCUUCUCACUGAAUGCAGAUGAUGACAGUCCCAACGCCAACCUUUUUGACAUCUGCUACAAGGAGCGAAUUCAACAAUUUGAUGAUGAUGAAGAGGCUGAUGGCUCUGAUGGGGAGGACAUCUGGCAGGAAAAGGAGAGGACUAUCACUUCGGGUACCUCACCGUCUAUGACAGUCAGAAGACUUGGUAGCACAGACAGUGAAGAUAGUGAAGACUCAGAAGGUGAAGGGGGUGAGGAAGAGGAUUCUGGUGGGGGAGAUGGAGAGGCCAUUCCUGUCAGCAAUGGCUGUGGUGAACAAACGGAAGCAGAAAGAACAUUAGGAGAUCCUAGCUGGGCAGACAGAUCUGAUCUGUCCUCAAAGUCUACGAAAUCCUCACAACUGGUAACAGCUGAUACAGGAGCAGCAGUGUGGGACCAACCUAAUUCGGGUGCCUCCUGCUCUGGCAAAGAUGAGAAUUGGGCCUCCUUUCCAGAACCCACUGUACAUCAAGAGAGUUCUUCUAAAGUGCUCACAGAGCCAGCCGUCCUCUCUCAGGAAGUACGAAAUAAUGGAUCCCAAGUAGAAGCAGUCUCUAGUGUUUCACAGGAUCCUCCCACCCCAGACACAGGCCCUCCAGAAGAGGGAAACCCAUCAAACUCUCCUAUCGUGAUAACAGUAGCCAGCACAAAAGAACCUCCCCCAUCUACCUCUGAUUCCAUCCAGCCACUUCAGGGGACAACAGAAGCUCCACAACCUGAGCACAGCAACCCUCAGCUAGAGCAACAGCAGCAAUCGGCAGCCAGAUAAAGGCACUCAGUGGGUCUCGUCACUGGGAAAGAACCACGGCUGCUUGCUCGAUCAAGUCUAUUUUGCCAGGGACUGUCCCCAGUCCUUCCGGUGCCUUCACCCCAUGGGCAGGCGGGGGGCAGAAGAGAAAGCAGCAAGGGGCAAUGAAAGGGCCCAGCCCUCUCUCCCUCUCUCCCCCUCCCUCUCCCCCUCAAGCAAUCACUGAAGAGUCUGGUUCCAACAAGCACCUGUGAGAGAAAUGGAUGUGUGUACGAGGGUCGCAACAUCAUCCCCCUUCUGGCCACAUCAUUUGGCGAACCCCAGCAACGGUGUUUCCCACCCACCACCCCUCUUGCUCCGGCAAGGGGCAGCAACCUUUGGCACAAGGCCUCUCCCCCUGCAUCCCCUCUCCUCAAUAUGCAUUCAUACACACUGCUGCACUGAGUAAACCUGUCUUUAAUGCAAUUAAAAUUGAAUGCUUGAAUCAUAUCAGAAGUCUUCUGAUGGGGGGCGGGGCGGUAGUGCUAGGUGGGUGGGGAGAAAACCCAUCAAGCAAUCUCAUGACGAUUGAAUGUCCCACUUGUAAGAACACUUCUUCCAUCUACACAUUUGAUCCAUGGGGAGGUAGGCGCGACUACUAGAGGUAUCACAGGAGAAUAACUAAAAUAGGCUUGCUUCCAACAGGCAUAAUGGGCUUUGUUAACUGUGAAGGUUAGGACAGCGGCGUGUAAGAUGGAAUUUGUGGGAUGCACAGUCUCUUUUUCCUAUUGGGAUGGAACCCUGUUUUGCAUUUUAGCAAGUGUUAGAUCCAUUGCCUCCCCCCACCACCAAUGCAGGUAGCCCACAUGAGAAAGCAGAGGUGGCUUUUCUGAUCUGUUGGCCAAACAAUAUUAGCAACACCUCACCAGAAUUGCCCAUCGUUAACUUGGAAUCUUCCACCAACUUGCUCAGUAAGGCUUCAGACCUCUUUAUUAAUUAGCAUUUGUGAAUCCUGGAUUGGAACCUUUAAAAGUUUUCAUCUUGAUUCUUCCUAUUUCAUCCCCUCCCAGUGCGUAGUCACCACUCACUUGGUUGUCAGUCCUCUUCUCAUUUUCUUCCCAUUGGAUUCUGCCUUUUCUAGCCAUUUUUUCCUUGUAGUGUUAAAACACCAUUUUGUAACCUGUGAAAAAGGAGAUCUUUCCCACAGGCCCAAGUACCAGCUGCAUUGAUAGAGUGAGAAACCGGCUAGAUUCUGUCAUCACUUCCUUUCAGUUAAGAAGUGAGAGAAUCUACAACUUAGGGGUCAGCCCCAAGUGACCAUCAUGUCCUUGGAGAAGCCAUUCAUUUUUAAGAGGCAUAGCAGAGAAUUCUAUAUCGUUGCUUUGUUAGUUGACAGUUUCCCCUCCCCCCCACUUCCCAUUUCAGUGUUUUUGAUACAGUGUGCUGUAAUAGAUAACCCUUAAUCUUCAAAUAUUGGCCUACUCUGUGUCCUUACUGCAACAAUUGCCUGAUGUAUCUCCCCAACACAGCCCAGAAUCCAUUUUACAGGCGUUUUCUUACAUAUAUAUCUACAGCACAUUCCUAAAAUGUAAUUUAAAUUUUCUCUUCUUCCUCCCUCCACUAAGAAAGAAAAGAAAGUUCUGAAUUAUGUAAGUGCAGUUCUUUGAUUCUUGAAAAACUCUGCUGCCAUUUCUUGAGUUCCUACUGAGAAUUCUUCUACACUUUGUAAUACGCAAGAUUCAAAUUGCCCUUGUAGGCCUGAAUUGCAGGCUCUCCUUUCUGCAAGAAGUGUCCUUGUUAUGCCACUUUUUUUUUUUUUUUGGAUGAUUAGGAGUCUUCAUUUAAAGUCCUUACCCCAUUAAAUUAUAAUUCUCUUAUGUAACUCCUUUUUUCUCCCUCAUCUCUGAUCUCCUAUAACCUUUGAAAGCAACCAAGCAAUCAAAAUCACUAGGCCACCUUUGCCCUGUCUACCAAGUUGGGCAAGAGCAUGGCAAAACUCAACCAUGAAAUGGAAGAGGACUUUAGGUCAGCCUGUUCUCUGGAUAGGGGAGAAAGGAAGUGAGACAAAGAUUGAAAAACGGGUUUUGCAGAGGUCGGUGUCUGAACAUCUGGCAUAGGACGAGAAGUGAUGGGAAAUAUUCUUGUAUAAGAAGUGAACACACACACACCCCUUCUGCCCUCUGUACUUGCAGAUAGUAGGUUUGUACCCCUCCUGUCUCCCUCUUCUCUCACCCCUCAAUAUAAGUGGCAAUAUUUCAUGAAGCUCUUAAAAUCACAAAGGAGAGAAGUGGCCUUUCGCGUUGUCUGCGUCAUGCCAUUUUGUUUUGUUUUCUUUUCCCCGUGUGUGUGUGCGCGCGCAUGUGUGUGUGUGUGUGUAUGUAUGUAUGUAUGUAUGUAUGUGUUCUGUUUGAAUAAAGAGA
Molecule: messenger RNA, 5560 nt
Organism: Pseudonaja textilis
Lineage: Eukaryota; Metazoa; Chordata; Lepidosauria; Squamata; Elapidae
Gene: PPP6R1
Product: protein phosphatase 6 regulatory subunit 1
Cellular component (GO): nucleus; cytosol
Molecular function (GO): protein phosphatase binding; protein phosphatase regulator activity
Source: RefSeq, a predicted model, not a curated record